Cyclocybe aegerita is the source of this 1788-nucleotide messenger RNA. The record is from the annotation of a GenBank genome assembly. Lineage: Eukaryota; Fungi; Basidiomycota; Agaricomycetes; Agaricales; Hemipholiotaceae.
AUGGCUUCCCGUUCAGCCUACAAUGGCCGAAAAAGAAAGCUGGUGCUUGCUUUCGACGUUGGGACGACGUUCAGUGGAAUCUCGUACAGUGUCCUCGAUCCGGGCCAAGUACCAGAGAUAAAACCAGUAACCAGAUUUCCCGCCCACGAACACAUCAGCGGUGCCUCGAAGAUCCCGACCAUCAUCUACUAUGAUCGCACAGGGAAAGUGAGGGCUGUGGGGGCCGAGGCGAUGAAAGAAGGGAUAUACGAACUCGCAGAGGAUGAAAACUGGACCAAGGCCGAAUGGUUCAAACUUCACCUACGCUCGAAGGCUGGGGCAGGACGUAACCUUACCACCGAUAACAUUCCUCCUCUUCCCCUGAACAAGUCUGUCAUCGACGUCUUCGCCGAUUUCCUACAAUAUCUCCUUCAAUGCGCUGCGACAUACAUCCAGGAUACGCACGCAAACGGUGCUGCCCUGUGGGCCUCCUUCAAAGAAGAAAUCGACUUUGUGCUAUCACAUCCGAACGGCUGGGAAGGGACACAGCAGCAGGAUAUGAGAAGAGCUGCUGUCCAGGCGAAGCUCAUCCCCGACAAUGCAAGUGGCCAUGCUCGGCUGACCUUCGUGACUGAAGGCGAGGCCAGUCUCCACUUUGCAGUUCAAAAUGGGCUGCCGACAGGUGCGAUGAAGCAAGGAGACGGCGUCGUCAUCGUCGACGCCGGUGGUGGAACUAUUGAUAUCAGUUCGUACUGCAAGAAUGUCAAGGAAUCGAAGGAGACCUUCGAGGAGGUCGCGGCUCCCCUGUGCAAUUUUCAUGGUUCGGUGUUCGUUAGCAUCCACGCUCGUCUUUUCCUGCAACAAUUCUUGGAGGACUCACCUUUCAUUGAGGACUUAGAGCACAUCAUAAGGUGCUUCGACAAGACGACCAAACUGAGGUUCAGGAACGCAGAGGAGCCGUCAUACAUCAAGUUCGGUUCAACACGAGACAACGACGAGAAUUACAGCAUUCGAUUCGGUCAGCUCAAGCUGCAAGGGAGCGAUGUCGCACUUUUCUUCGAGCCCUCUAUCAACUGCAUCAUCAAAUCGGUGACGGACCAGAGGAGAGAUGCCCACAAGACUAUUCGCCACGUCGUACUCGUCGGAGGGUUUGCGGCCAGUGAUUAUCUCUUCGCGAAAGUGCAGGCCAAGCUCACGCCUGCAGGUCUCAACGUCUUGCGACCGGAUAACCAUGUCAACAAAGCCGUCUCAGACGGGGCGAUCUCAUUCUACCUGGACCACUUCGUCCGCACACGCGUCUCGAAACUAACCUACGGCAACUUUUGCCAUAUUCCGUAUGACCCGAAGGCACCUGACCACCAAGUGAGGCAACACAAGACCUUCGUAUCGGUGUCAGGAAACAAGCGUAUAAGUGAUUCAUUCGAUGUCAUACUCCCCAAGAACAUGCAAGUGACAGAAACGAAGGAGUUUCGCAAAUCAUACUUCCGGGAAUCGCACUCGAAGCUUGAGUUCAAGGGCGCUUCGUUCAACGUGUGGUGCUACCGCGGGACGAUGCCGGACCCGAAGUGGAAGGAUAUCGAUACAAACAAUUAUACGAAGCUCUGCACGAUCGAGGUCGACCUCCAUAACUUGCCUCUGGACGCCAAGUCGAAACCUAGUGGCGGUGGCGUCUUCUAUAGGCUCGACUAUGAGAUUGUGCUGCUGUUUGGUUUGACGGAGUUGAAAGCGUUCGUUGCGUGGAAAGAGCGGGGUGUCGAAAAAAGGAGCGCAACCAAGAUCGUGUAUGAUCCUGAUGAUAAUGGUUACUAG